AUGAUCGACCGAAGAAGUGGGUACAGAGAAGAGAGGAGAGACAAGAGAGAGGAGACAGAGGAGACAGAGGAGACAGAGGAGACAGAGGAGACAGAGGAGACAGAGGAGACAGAGGAGACAGAGGAGACAGAGGAGACAGAGGAGACAGAGGAGACAGAGGAGACAGAGGAGACAGAGGAGACAGAGGAGACAGAGGAGACAGAGGAGACAAGACAGAGAAGAGAACAGAAUUAUUUGUCCAACCAGGUCCCCUGGAAGCUGCUUGGACAAAGUGAUCGUGUGCCCAAACCGGCAAAGUGGGUGUCGCACUGUCGUCCACAAGAGGGUGUUUGGAAGGUGGAAUCGCCGUGCUCUGGAGCCAAAACAAAAGCCGACAAAUCGGACGUGACACAAGUUGAUCACAGAUCAGCCCUGAAAGAGGUCAUUCUCUUGUUCCUUUCUCUUUUCCGGGAUUUUUUUUUCUUUUGA
Molecule: messenger RNA, 468 nt
Organism: Penicillium bovifimosum
Lineage: Eukaryota; Fungi; Ascomycota; Eurotiomycetes; Eurotiales; Aspergillaceae
Exons: 1
Coding region: 1-468 (155 amino acids)
Source: RefSeq, a predicted model, not a curated record